CUCCUUCCUAAUAGAUACUUUGAAACCCAAAUUUGGUGUGACGUCGUUUUCUUAUAUUCCCGCGGCCAAUUCUCAUCUUUCCCGCCGCCCUUCCCCGGAAGAGGAAAAUCCCCUAAACCGUAACCAGUAGCCGGGGCAUCUCCGGCAACGACUAAAAAUGGAUACUAGAGCGGAAACGGCGAGGAUUCUGGUGGAGUUCCUGGAAGUGGCGAUUACGUCCAUCGUUUUCCACAAGAGGGUUUAUCCCGCCGGCGCCUUUGAGAGGCGGAGAUAUAUGAACGCGGUGGUUCAUAGAGCGAAGCAGCCAGAGCUCCGAGAUUACAUCCACUCUUCCGUCAACGCUCUCUUCCCUUUCAUCCAAAAGGGAUUGGUGGAAAGAGUACUAGUGAUCUUCUUCAACAAAGAUGAUAAUGUGGCUAACGAGCGAUUCGUGUUCAAGCUCGGUAUGAACCAGUCGUCAUCAUCUGGAUCGAAGAUUGAAGAAGCCGAUCUCGAAUUCUCGCUUCGCUCCUUCCUUAUCAAACUCCCCACAUCAGAAAAUCUCACCAAGCCUCUCCCUCCCGAUUGCAGAUGGGAAGUAACAGCUUACUUCCGAGGUCUUCCCGAGGUUGGUACGAGCAAAGAAGCAGAUGUGUGGAUCCCGACUGACACGAAGCAGUGGCAGCACCUCCCAGAAGUUACUCCAAUCAAGUCCAUGAGCAGCCAGCCUUUGUCUCUGCAGUUGUUCGUCGAACAUCCGAGCCCAUCUGAACCAAAGACUGGCCAUGUGUAAAUAUUAUGCCAAGAUCAAUCUUAGUUCUUUAUUGUCCAAUAUUGUUGUGUCAGUUUCCUUGCUAGUUUUUUGGGUUUCACUAUGUGAAGAAGCUCAAUUUUGUGUCUGUUUGUAUUAAUCCUAACUGCACAACUGAUGUUUAGUAAUCCGAAUUUGAGUAGGACGGGGGAAAGUUGCAUGCAUUGGUUUCGCUUGGAUCUAGAUUGAGACAUAGGUUAGUAUAACCAAGAACUAGGAACUUAAUUACUACUUUCCAUUGUAUAUCAUCUCGAAACCAUCUCCAUCAUAGAUGAGGCUGCUUAAAUAGCUAUCAGCUUGCCACUUCUUCCUCAUAGUAACUGUACCAUCCAAGAAUACUAAUCAAGAACACUCUUCCCUUUCUAAUCCCUAAGGAAUUUGGCAGGAGCUGCUUGACCAUUACGUUAAUAAUGCCCUGUUUCCGAAACUUUCGUACUUUGUCGUCCUCCUUUCUCCUCCGGCAUUGUUGCUUCACUGCUCCAAACCAGCUCGUGUUCCCAUCGCACUUACCUUGCAAUCCUUCGUACCUUGCAAUUGGAGUGGGACAGCAGGAGACCCUAGGCAGGAACACAGUUUAAAGACAAGCAGUGGGAUCUUUCAAUCUCACAGGGUGCUCUGCACGUAAAUUUUGCGCGAAAUGCAAACUGAAACUGUAAGUGUUUGGAGACGGGAAGAAGAUGGAAGAUCAUGGACGAUGCAAUGUGAAGGGUUAUUGAAGACGAGUACAUCAUCAUCAAUGUCUUACUUGGAUCUCAAAUACUAUUCUAUACUUAAUACUCAUCCAGAGAGGCCGGAAGUUGUUUACUUUAAUUAUCAUCAUCCUCCUUAUAUCAAUGAUGGAGCUACCUUGUCCUACAAUCUGAAGCGGGGAGGAUUAGAGUACGUACGUACGUCCGUCUUCUAAGUUCUAACGCUAUAUACACCUCAUUGGUCGGUGUUCCAACCUCGGGUCUCCUGCUGGCCUACUCCGAUUCCAAGGUACGAGGAAUUGGGAGGUAUCUACGAUGGGCACAUGAGCUGGUUCAGAGUGCCAAGCAACAACAACUCCCACCGUCCCACGACACUGCUCACCGAAACAAGCACAAAAGAUGAACAAGAAAGCGGGACUCUGGGAUUGGUUUGAUUGCUGAACCGCGAUAGAGGAACGACAAUCCAGUCAAUCCUGUAACUCAGGGAAUAGCUCAACUGUACUCAGGUAGACGUUGCUUGCGAAUCAAGUAGGAUGAUCAGCAUUAGAUUUUCAUUACCCUAUUGGUGCUGGAUGCUUUAGAUUUUGUGAAUAUUUGCGUGCGUGUGUCCAGCAUGCUUCUCUGUAUGAGCAUCCACAUUGGUAUUGUUAUUCUCAAUUGCAAAUUGACAUGUCAUAGGUGUUUGCAAUUGCAAAACCAAUUGCAUUGAUGUGGCUACCAACUGCAUAUUUGCUUUGCAAGCUUGCAACAAAUGCAAUUUCAUAUGCAAGUCAAAAAAGCCUUAAAAAAUGAGGAUUUUUUACUUUAUAUUAUUUUCUUUUAUCUUUUACUUAAUUUUUUAUAAUGUAAACAUAAUAUUUUAUUACAUUUGCAAUUGCAAGUUAAUUGCAUUGAUCUAGGUGAAUGAAAUGAAUGUGAUGUGGAUUGCAAAAAAUUUGAGUUGACAAUAAAAAACAAAAAUGCAAUUUCUUUUGCUAUUGUAUUGAUGGAGAUGCUCUUAAUGGCUGAAAUAUUGGCUAAUUGUAAUAUUGCCUUUUAACGGUACAUUAUCCUCUGUUCAUAAAUGGCUUUUUAGAAGUGUAAGUGAAUAAGGCCAUUGGAGUAAACCUCGUGGCGAAUCCGGGAUUGUUGAAGAGGGGUGUCGGCUAAUGAACGAGUAUCGACUAUAAUUAUUAAAGUGGUGUUGGAAAUCUCGUAUUAAAAUUUUUUGUAAACA
Messenger RNA from Linum trigynum, 2695 nucleotides. NCBI's taxonomy places the organism in Eukaryota, Viridiplantae, Streptophyta, Magnoliopsida, Malpighiales, Linaceae. The record is from the annotation of a GenBank genome assembly.